Molecule: messenger RNA, 2632 nt
Organism: Entelurus aequoreus (snake pipefish)
Lineage: Eukaryota; Metazoa; Chordata; Actinopteri; Syngnathiformes; Syngnathidae
Gene: srd5a1
Product: steroid-5-alpha-reductase, alpha polypeptide 1 (3-oxo-5 alpha-steroid delta 4-dehydrogenase alpha 1)
Exons: 5
Coding region: 285-1079 (264 amino acids)
Biological process (GO): steroid biosynthetic process
Cellular component (GO): membrane
Molecular function (GO): 3-oxo-5-alpha-steroid 4-dehydrogenase activity
Source: RefSeq, a predicted model, not a curated record
AGACGUGUAAUAUACGUGUAAUUGCCAUGUUCCUUUUUUUAACAAUGGUGUUUUCUCUUGUAGUUAACGUUGCAAUUAUUAAAUGACGGCGUGUAAAAGCGUGUUAAAAGGGUAGUGGUAACACCGCACAAUGUGAUUGGCUGAUGAGAUGAGACGCUACAUAUGAACAAGCGAUAUGAUUGGUUGUCGCCGGCAUAGAACCACCUUCUUCAAUCGAACUACUUUCUCCUUGAGGCUCACUUUUUUUGUUUACUAUUGUUUCUUUCUCCCCUGUCAUCGCCGUAAUGGACAGUCUUCUUUCGGCAAUCUUCUCUUCGGAAGAGAAGGAGCAGUGUGUGUUGGACUGCAUGGCUUACGUCAUGCUUCUAAUGGCAGCCUUCACAUUUGUGGCUUUGCUUUCUCAGAACGUGCCGUACGGACGAUACUCCACAGGCAGGGGCUUUCCAGUCAAUGUGAAGUUUGCUUGGUUCGUGCAGGAGCUGCCUGCCUUCCUGCUGCCGGUGUGUCUGCUGCUGUGGACAUCUUCUGCCAGAACAUCUCUGCCCGCUAAUCAGCUCCUCAUUGCCAUGUAUUUGUGCCACUAUGCACAGAGAUCACUGAUUUAUCCAUUCUUCAUACGUGGAGGUAAACCAACACCGGUGGUGUCAUUUGUCCUGGCGACCAUGUUCUGCACGUACAACGGCUUCAUGCAGAUCAGAUAUCUGAGCCACUACGCACACUAUCCUGCAGACUGGAUCACACGACCCUGCUUCAUAGCAGGAUGUGUCCUAUGGUGUAUUGGCUGGCUGAUGAAUCUGCACUCUGACCACAUCCUGAGGACCCUGAGGGCCCCUGGAGAGAGCCACUAUAAGAUCCCUCAAGGUGGAAUGUUCGAGUACGUGUCUGGAGCCAACUUCCUAGGAGAGAUACUGGAGUGGGCCGGCUUCGCUCUGGCGGGCCAAUCAGUGCACAGCGCCGCCUUCGCCGUCUUCACCGCAGUGGUCCUCAGGAGCAGGGCUGUGGACCACCACAGAUGGUACCUUGAUAAGUUUGAAGACUACCCCAAAACAAGGAAGGCUUUAAUCCCCUUUUUCUACUAGAAAACCUUUUUUACACACAGUAAUAUACAUAUAGAUACAUAUACGUGUGUGUGUGUGUGUGUGUGUGUGUGUAGGUGUGUGUGUGUGUGUGUGUGUGUGUGUGUGUGUGUGUGUGUGUGUGUGUGUGUGUGUGUGUGUAGGUGUGUGUGUGUGUGUGUGUGUGUGUGUGUGUGUGUGUGUAUAUAUAUAUAUGUAUGUAUGUAUGUAUGUGUAUAUAGAUAUAUCAUAUGUAUAUAUAUAUAUGAAUGAUUUAUAUACAUAUAUGUCAUGUGCGAUAGUAGCAGACCUGCAGAGUGUUUACUUGUGUGUGAUAUCAUGUGCGAUAGUAGCAGACCUGCAGAGUGUUUACUUGUGUGUGAUAUCAUGUGCGAUACAAGCAAUCAUGCAGCGUGUUUACUUGAGUGACAUCCUGUGCGAUACAAGCAGUCCUGCAGCUUGUUUACUUGUGUGUGAUAUCAUGUGCGAUACAAGCAAUCAUGCAGCGUGUUUACUUGAGUGACAUCCUGUGCGAUACAAGCAGUCCUGCAGCUUGUUUACUUGUGUGUGAUAUCAUGUGCGAUACAAGCAAUCAUGCAGCGUGUUUACUUGUGAGUGACAUCAUGUGCGAUACAGGCAGUCCUGCAGCUUGUUUACUUGUGUGUGAUAUCAUGCACAAUAGUAGCUGUCCGGCAGAGUGUUAACUUUUGUGUGAUAUCAUGUGCGAUACAAGCAGUCCUGCAGAGUGUUUACUUGUGUGGGAUAUCAUGUGCGAUACAAGCUGUCCUGCAGCGUGUUUACUUGUGUGGGAUAUCAUGUGCGAUACAAGCAGUCCUGAAAAGUGUUUACUUGUGUGUGAUAUUAUGUGCGAUACAAGCUGUCCUGCAGCGUGUUUACUUGUGAGUGAUAUUAUGUGCGAUACAAGCAGUCCUGCAGAGUGUUUACUUGUGUGUGAUAUCAUGUGCGAUACAAGCUGUCCUGCAGCGUGUUUACUUGUGAGUGAUAUCAUGUGCGAUACAAGCAGUCCUGCAGAGUGUUUACUUGUAAGUGAUAUCAUGCUUGAUAGUAGCAGUCCUGCAGAGUGUUUACUUGUGUGUGAUAUCAUGUGCGAUACAAGCAGUCCUGCAGCGUGUUUACUUGUGUGUGAUAUCAUGUGCGAUAGAAGCUGUCCUGCAGCGUGUUUACUUGUGAGUGAUAUCAUGUGUGAUACAAGCAGUCCUGCAGAGUGUUUACUUGUGUGUGAUAUCAUGUGCGAUACAAGCUGUCCUGCAGCGUGUUUACUUGUGAGUGAUAUCAUGUGCGAUAGUAGCAGUCCUGCAGAGUGUUUACUUGUGAGUGAUAUUAUGUGCGAUACAAGCAGUACUGCAGAGUGUUUACUUGUGUGUGAUAUCAUGUGCGAUACAAGCAGUCCUGCAGAGUGUUUACUUGUGUGAUAUCAUGUGCGAUACAAGCUGUCCUGCAGCAUGUUAACUUGUGUGUGAUAUCAUGCGCGAUAGUAGUUGUCCUGCAAAGUGUUUACUUGUGUGUAAUAUCAUGUGCGAUACAAGCAGUCCUGCAGCGUGUUUACUUGUGAGGGA